AUGACUUCGUUCGUUAACAUGACGCAAACUCCUGGUGCGAGCUUGCCGUCCACCUCAACUUCAACGGCCGGCGAUGGCAGGUCCGCCGUGCAAGAAGACUCCAUGCCGAUGUCGAAUCUUCUCUGUAAUAUCUUGGAAACCUUAAGCAACCCAUCACGCCUGCAAUCGAAUCCAUCAACUUCCACCUCAUCUACCAUGCCAUACGACAUUUGGGCUUUACAAUCCGGUAGCUCGGGACAAAACACUACGACAUUCAAUGCUCGUGAGUAUAAUACUAUAUCGAAUAAUAAUAACCAAAGCCAUUCUAAAGAGGAUGUUUCUAGCGGAUCACCUGGAACCUCGUCAUCGGUCUCUAUAACAUGUUGCCGCUGUGAGGAACGCACUCCGUCGAUUCGAUGCCUCGAAUGUAAUGACAUCUCUUGUCAUGAAUGCUGCCACAAUGUUACUUCUGAGUGCCAAUUGAAAGAGCACACUUUACUUCCUAUUCAUCAAAUAUCUCCAAUCGGAGUUCGACCAAACUCCGUCACUGUUGAUAAAGAAGUCGUGUAUUGUGAACUUCAUUCAGAUCCUGUUAGAUACUACUGCGAGGGUUGCAUUAUUUUCAUAUGCCAAGAGUGUACUUUAUGGUUACAUAAAGAUCACAGCUUUACUCCUUUAAAAGGUGCACUGGAUACGUGUAAAGUUGGAGUGUAUAAAGCUAUAGAAACUACAAAAACUGGCACUAAAGCUGUCAAAAAUGCCAUAGAUCGUGCCGUAGCAAUGUCGAAAGCUUUCGAUAAAGAAGCAACCGAAGCUAAUUUGAAAAUUCGUAAAGCUAUGCGUACUUUUGCUCUGGCAGUUGAAGAGCGUGAGAAAUGUUUGUUAGAUAAGGUGGAGAAAAUACGUCAAGUUAAAAUCAAUGAAUUAUCAGAACACAUGAACACUCUUCGCGGUAUUCUUGCUGGCUUAGCGCACACUAAUGAAACACUAGUGCGUAGUAUGGAUUCAGAAGGUAUCGAAUUAUUUAUGGCAAAAGAAAAAGGAAAAGCACAAGUGGAUUAUUUUGCACAUUUGUUCAAAAAUAUGUAUAUUAUAGAAGAACGUAUUAAGUUCACACCACCUAAUUAUGAGUUUGUAGAGGUAAUUAAAAGCCUAUGUAAUGUUCAAUCUGUGCCUUCAACUUCAGUAGCGUCUUCAAGUUCAUCCUCAUCAUUGCAACCGCGACAAUCGCAACUAUAUUCAUUACAGGCGGCUCAAACGUACUCUGGUUCGUCUUAUCAGAUGCCACCUACUACAAGCCUGCGCUCAUUACCUGAUUAUUCUAGUAAUCAUACUAGAUCUCCAAACUAUUAUGAGAACAGUUUUUAUAAUAGUAUAAUUUCGCUAGAUCCAAAUACUCCUCGUGGCAUCGGAAAAGCUAUACUUGGAUACGGGAAUGCAAUUUCCAUAAAACCUACUCGAAGUCCAAUAUCUGGUGUUCCAGUGUUAUCUUUUGCUAGAGAAGGACAAGAUAAAGGUCAAGUAUCCAGACCGUGGGGUCUGUGUGUAGAUAGAGAAGGAAACAUUAUAGUAGCUGACAGAAGAAAUAAUCGCAUACAAAUAUUCAGUAAUCGCGGAGAAUUCAAAACAAUGUUCGGAUCGAAAGGGACAGGACCGGGAGAAUUCGACCUUCCCGCCGGUAUCACCACGGAUUUCCUUGGGCGUAUAAUUGUUAUCGAUAAAGACAAUCAUAGAGUCCAGAUAUUCACAUCAACUGGGAAUUUUAUUCAUAAGUUCGGUUCCUUUGGUAAAGAUUGUGGUCAAUUUCAAUACCCAUGGGAUGUCGCUGUUAAUACAUUGGGUAAUAUUGUAGUAACAGACACUCGCAAUCAUCGUAUACAGUUAUUCACCAAUAACGGUACUUAUAUAACAAAAUUUGUUUUCGAAACAGCUAACUCGGCUAAAAUGUUAAAAGGCCCAACUACUCCGAGGGGUGUCUGCUUUACGGUAUCUGGGAAUAUUAUUGUGUCUGAUUUUGAAAAUCAUCGUUUAUUAAUGGUAGAUCCGACGCUGUCAAAAAUUAUGUAUUGCAUAGGUAGAGAAGGUUCUUGUAUCAGUGAACUUAAUCGCCCGUCUGGAAUCGUAACAGACGAUGAAGGUCGUCUAAUUGUGGCCGAUUCUAAGAAUCACAGAGUUAUCGUUUUCAAUUCCGAAUUACGUAUUUUAUGGGCUGUGGACUUGAAAAGUCCAGGUUUGGACGAUAAAGAUCGUCCCAGUGAUGUAGCACUCACCCCGGAGGGGUAUCUUGUUGUAUUGUUCGAGACUUUGCCUGAUACGGCCCGCGAUAUUGCAUCACAUGGCAAACAAUACAUCAAAGUAUAUUAAAU
Molecule: messenger RNA, 2345 nt
Organism: Melitaea cinxia (Glanville fritillary)
Lineage: Eukaryota; Metazoa; Arthropoda; Insecta; Lepidoptera; Nymphalidae
Gene: wech
Product: protein wech
Exons: 1
Coding region: 1-2343 (780 amino acids)
Biological process (GO): proteasome-mediated ubiquitin-dependent protein catabolic process; protein polyubiquitination
Molecular function (GO): protein binding; ubiquitin protein ligase activity; zinc ion binding
Source: RefSeq, a predicted model, not a curated record